CAUGUGACACCAAGAUGGCGGCGCCGCGGUAGCUGGCUCCGGGUUGUGGCGUCCGAGGAGCCGCGACGGUUUCUGCCCUCGGGCCGACGGGGGCGGCAACGCUUGGCUGACCCUUGUGACGGCCCGUAGCCCCGCGUUUGGCAUCCGUUCAGGUCGGGGGCUGUUGCUGCGCGGUGGGUUCGGGGGAGUGCGGGUGACCUCGCCGCAGGUGCCUUGCGCCGGCCGCGGUCGCCGAAGGAGGAGGAGGGCGACCAGUCUCCCCGGUCUUCUGGGCCUGCGGCUUUGGGGUUCGUGAGGCCGCCGAGGGCUCCGGCGGAGCUCCACAUCUGAGGGUGCGGCUGAAGUUCGAGUCCUCGAGUGUGUGAGAGGCAGCCUAGGACCCCUGAGGGCUGAAAAAACGCCGCAAGGACCGUGCUGCUUCCUCCAGAGGCCUGGCCUCCCCGCAGUCUUUUCCCACCCUCCUCUCCAUGUCCUCUCCACAUAUCUGGAAAUAUGAUUAGCGCCCCAGAUGUGGUGGCCUUCACCAAAGAGGAUGACUACGAGGAGGAACCUUACACUGAGCCGGCCCUGCCCGAAGAGUACUCGGUGCCGCUCUUCCCUUUUGCCAGCCAGGGAGCCAACCCAUGGUCCAUACUGUCCGGGGCCAAGUUUUCGCGGGACUUCAUCCUCAUUUCCGAGUUCUCGGAGCAGGUGGGACCCCAACCCUUGCUGACCAUCCCCAGUGACACCAAAGUUUUUGGCACUUUUGAUCUCAAUUACUUCUCCUUACGGAUCAUGUCUGUGGAUUAUCAGGCCUCCUUCGUGGGCCACCCCCCUGGUUCUGCCUACCCCAAGCUGAACUUUGUGGAGGACUCCAAGGUGGUGCUGGGCGACUCCAAGGAGGGAGCCUUUGCAUAUGUGCACCACCUUACCCUCUAUGACUUGGAGGCCCGUGGCUUCGUGAGGCCCUUUUGCAUGGCUUACAUCUCGGCUGACCAGCACAAAAUCAUGCAGCAGUUCCAGGAGCUUUCGGCUGAAUUCUCCAAAGCUUCUGAGUGCCUGAAGAUGGGAAACAGGAAGGCAUUUGCCGGGGAACUUGAAAAAAAGCUGAAAGACUUGGCUUAUACCAGGACAGUGCUGCAUACAGAAACAGAGAUCCAGAAGAAAGCCAAUGACAAAGGUUUUUACUCAUCUCAGGCGAUCGAGAAAGCCAAUGAACUGGCCAGUGUGGAGAAGUCCAUCAUUGAACAUCAAGACCUGUUGAAGCAGAUCCGUUCGUACCCUCAUCGGAAGUUGAAACAGUCCGAUUUGCCUGCUAGUGAAACGGGGGAGACAAGCCAGGAUCAGGCUGACCCGACAUCCACUACCUCUAAUCCCAAUGAGCCUGCAGACACAGACCUUUAUGCCCGCAGAGCAGCCUACACCCCAAAACUCAUCAAAGCAAAGUCUUCCAAGUGUUUUGACAAGAAGUUGAAGACCUUGGAGGAGCUUUGUGACACUGACUAUUUCACCGAGACCCUGGCCCAGCUCAGCCACAUCGAGCACAUGUUCAGAGGAGACCUGUGCUACCUCCUGACCAAUCAGAUUGACCGGGCACUUCUGAAGCAACAGCACGUCACCAGCUUCCUCUUUGAAGACUUUGUGGAGGUCCCUGUUAGGGUAACAGAGAAACAAGAGAGCACACCCCCUGAGCAGAUUCAAGACAGGCCGCCUUCCAGGUCUCUGGAAGAAUGUCCGAUUCCAACAGUGUUAAUUAGUGUUGGUUCUUACAAGUCCAGUGUGGAGUCUGUGGUGAUCAAGAUGGAUCAGGAACUGAUGGACGAGGGGGACAGGGAAGCGGCGGUGACGGAACUGAGCAGUUUUGACCCCCAGGAGAACAUGGACUACCUGGACAUGGAUAUGAAAGGGAGUAUCAGCAGUGGUGAGAGCAUCGAGGUUCUGGGCACGGAAAAGUCGACCUCCAUGCUGUCUAAAUCUGACAGCCAGGCCAGCCUCACAGUGCCGCUGAGCCCCCAGGUGGUCCGGAGCAAAGCGGCCAGCCACAGGACCAUCAGCGAGGACAGCAUUGAAGUCCUCAGUACCUGCCCCUCGGAGGCCCUCAUCCCUGACGACUUCAAGGCCAGCUAUCCAAGUGCCAUCAACGAAGAGGAGUUGUAUGCAGAUGACGCCGAAGGAGCCAUCCACUUCCAGGCCAGCCCAGGCCUGCUGGAGCUGGGGGAGGCAGAGGAGGGCAGCGUGGAGAAUGCCCAGUCACAGACAGACUCCUCCUGCUGUAUCAGGAAGGAGAGUGACAGUGCGCUGGCACCGCUUUCCACUCCGGCCCCCAAGCUCUCUGAUGAGGACAGAGUGGUGAGCAUUCCCCCGCAGCGCCACGGGCUGAAGGGCCAGGGUUUCCCUGUGGAGUUGGCAGUGGAAAACACCAGCCCUUCUUCCCGAGACAGCAGUUCCGAAGGCCUCCCCAAUUACGAGCUGGACCCAAGCUGCCUGCUGGCCGGCCGUGAUGUCAGCAAGACCAGCCUGGACAGCUGCUCGGACGCUACGAGCUACCUGAGCAGCGCGGCCUCCACAAGCUCGGACAGGACUCCCUCCUCUGCUCAUUCUGAGAGGCAUAAAAAGAGGGCUGGCCAGAACGCCUUAAAAUUCAUCCGCCAGUACCCCUUUGCCCACCCCGCCAUCUACUCCCUGCUCAGUGGAAGGACACUCGUGGUCCUGGGGGAGGACGAGGCCAUUGUCAGGAAACUUGUGACGGCACUGUCCAUCUUCGUCCCCAACUACAGCCGCUGUGCCAAACCUGUGAAGCACUGGGUCUCUUCCCCUCUGCACAUUACGGAUUUUCAGAAGUGGAAGCUUAUUGGCCUGCAGAGGGUGGCCUCUCCCACCAGCGCCGGUACCCUCCGUGCCCUGAGCCGCUACAGCCGCUACACAAGCGUCCUGGACCUGGACAGCAAGACCCUGCGCGGCCCCCUCUACAGGGGCACUCUGGUGCCCCGGCUGGCCGACCACCGCACCCAGAUCAAGCGGGGCAGCACCUACUACCUGCAUGUCCAGAGCACGCUUGCCCAGCUCUGCUCCAAAGCCUUCCUCUACGCCUUCUGCCACCACCUGCACCUGCCCGCCCACGAGGAGGAGAGCGAGGAGUGGGUGGCUGGCCGCCGGCUGAGCUUCCUGAAGCUCACCCUGGGCCUGGUGGACGAGGACGUCAAGGUGGUCCAGUACCUGGCUGAGCUGCUGAAGCUGCAGUUCGUGCAGGGCUCUCCGGGGACCGGCCACCCCAUGCUCAGGUUUGACUAUGUCCCCAGCUUCCUGUACAAAAUCUGAGGUUGGUCCCAGCUGCUGUGACGGAGACCUGCAACUCAGGGUGCAGGGUGGGGAGGGCUUGGCAAGACCAAACAGCCUGGGCCUGGCGGUCUAGACUCCUGGUGUUGGGGGGGGAUAGAGCACAGGUGGCAGCUGUGGUUCCAUGUGGCUCUGGGCCAUGCAGCCAUCUUGGGGGGGCGGCAGCAGCUCUCACGCCCCUAGCAAAGCGUGGCCCUGGCCUGGGAGCGGCUCAUGGCUUCCCAAGGACCCGAGGCCAAGGCAGGUCCCCUGGGUGGGGUGGGACGAGGGGUGGGAAGGCCAGAACCUAAAUGGAAGGAGCACGCCAGCCAAAUUCAGCACCCAGACACACAAGUGGCAAAAUGAGUCGGGGAAACAGCCUGUUAAAUGGUGACAACUUGGUGGAAGGCAGGAUGAUGCACGUGCACUGCGUCCCUCACAUCCCACGGGCCCUUCGUGUGGCCUCAGGGCCGUGAUCCCCAGGAGGCUCCCGAACAAGCGAGGCAGAGCGGGGAGUGCUCCCCACAGCCAGGCAGAACGAGAGCGUCGCAGGCUGCAGCGAGUGAGUGCAAGCCCGCAGCACCUCAUCCCCUGGCUUGCAUCCCCACCCGGGUGAUGGGCUGCAAACAGGCCCUGAAAGUCCUUCAGCCCAGGUCAGCAGAAGCAACUGGCGGGGUCGCUAGUGCCCAGCUGGGGAGAGGGCACCAGGCAACCCGAAACCACUGUCGGGGAGCCCAGGGAUGGGCAGGGCCAGGGUGCUGUGAGGCCGUCCCCACUGUACAGGAGAUGAGCAACCAGGGGCCUUUCCUGGCCAAAGUUGGUGUUUCCCUCUUGAGAAAGGUUUCCAGAAAUGGUCAGACUCAGCAGAGGCCACCAGCUCUGGCCCCCAUCCUCGCACCCAUCUCACGCCUUUGCAACCACCUCACUACCUCGCACGGGGUUUUGCUGGCACGGCGAGAGCAGAGCUCUGCUCAGCUGCCUGGCCCGGCCUGUCGGCCACUCGGGGCGCACACUUGCAGUGGGAAGCUCCUGGAACGGCCUCUGUGUGUAGCCCCCCACGGAUCCACCCUCGGCAGGGGCUCUUCUCCCCACACUCCACUCCCAGCCCCAAGGGAGGCCCACGCUGGCAGAGGAAUUCACAGGAGGGGCCCUCCGGCCCACUGCCCCCGUCUCCUUGGCGGCAGUUGCCACAGGCCUGGCCACCCCGGGGCUCUGCCCAGUGGCCACUGAGAUGGAGAGGAAGGGUUCCUGGCAGCCUCAGCGAGUUUCUAUCUAUUCUUAAAGCAGUUUGUUCCCCUCAGUGGGGAAAACUGGGUGUUGCUGCUGCUUUUUAAUUUGCUCCAAGAAAAAAAGAUGGUGUAACGGACGUGAAUCGGGUUCUGUGGAACCUGGGUCCUGCCGUCCACUUUGCAGACCGCCAUGGAGAUCACCGAGGGGAGCUAGCUGCACUUCCCGUCCAGGAGGCCGCAGGAGCCGGGCAAGGCCGGGAUGGGUGCCUCCCCCCACUGCGGCCCUUCCUCCCCAGCACUCUGCACAAAGGAGGCGGGCCUGGUGGCGGCUGCCCCUCCACAGGGUGUGGUUUUGCCCAUGAGGCGGUGCCACCCCCACCUCGGCGUCCCUGUGCCUGUGCUGCGUGUUUUACAGACCAGGGCCUCCAGGAGGGUCCCGGGGUGCUGUGCAGCAUCCACUGUAGCACGUGAAGGCGGCUGCAAGGAGAGCUGGGCUUGCUUCCUGUCUCCCCUCAGCAUACCAUGCUCACCUUCCUGGUGGUGUAAGUGCUGCUGUUUAUUUUCUUUCCGGGUGGCUCGCAGCCGUCUGCUCAGGCAUCCGAGAUGUGAUGGUGCAGUGUUUUGUCUUAAAAGGGGAAAAGGCCUGCAGAGUCCAAAUGACAGAAAAACUGGAAAGGCGCUCACUGGCACAGCCAACACUGUUGCGUUCCUCGGUUUUGCGGCAGCGUGAAAACUUGCAGGGCAGGAAACUGACACAGUAGAGAGUUCCUGGCAGAGGCUCAGCUGCAGCCACACUUGGCCUGGAGGCCAGCGCAGAGGUGGCCACGAGAGUGCCACUCAGAGACCCGGCCUUGGGGUGUCCCCACCAGCCAGGGGAGCAGCCAGGACAUGUGGUUCCUGUGCAGAACCAGCCGCCGGCAGCAGAGCAGGCGCUUUGCUAGUCGUUUCUUCGUUAGGAAAUGAGGGCUUUGCCGGACAGCGGCUGAGUGCCAGCAUUUAGAUUUUGGGUAAAAACUUGACUCUUCAGUGUGGCAGUUUCCAGGGAUUACUUGAUACAAAGUAUGUUUCUUUGUAAAGGGAUCUUAUGGCCGUACUGGAACUGAGCCCUGGCCAGGGCUGCCCGGCCCCUCCACCCUGCAGAGCUUGACGUGUCGCGUCUGCAAAUCUGCAUGGCCCGGACACCUAUGCAACGGGACUCGUCUCUCCUAGGACUUUCACCUGGGGGGUUUCCGCUAACAUAGGGUAAUAAGUUUUAAUAAAAACAUCCAGAACAACACUUCCCAGAAGGUAGAUGACAUCGGUGCCCUCGUGACGUCUCUGUCACUCGGAAGGCCCAGGUCUGUUGAAGGUUGGGGUGUCAGCUCUACCCCCAGCCCGCGACUCCCUCCCUCUUUGUAGAAUCAGGCAGGUCCAGGAGAACCUGCCAGGCUGGCGGUUAGGCACUGGUGGUUUCAGAAGCCCGUCUUCGAGGUCUACAGAAGCUUUCAUGCUGCGUGUGGAGCCCACGUCACGCCCGCCCAAACUGCCUCCCGCCUCACGGCUCCCAGGAGCUGCGCUUGAGCACCCUCGCUGGACUUCAGAGACCGGCUCCUAGCGGCGCACCUGCUCCAGGACAUGGAAACGGCGCUGAUGGCCCCGCUGUCAACCCCACCCCAGCUUUUAGCUUUGUUCCGGUCAGUUACUAUAUUCAAAGGAUGGUAGUUUUCCACCCAGAGAGGUGACAGAUCCCUCAGAGUCCCAGAAAGGCUAGCGGAGGCUCCCGCAGGUGCUGGGGCUGCAGCAGCACCACUAAGUGUUUCUCGGGGCACAGAACAGGCACCUGCUUGCAGGACGUCUGCACACUCGGGCCCCCCACUUCUGCCAGGGCAGGUGCAUACUUCUCGCCCCCCAGUCCUCGUGCUGCACGUCAGGUCACCUGGUGUUGCUCAGUCAUGUCUUUGCACACCCGGCAGCACCAUCUCAAACCAGUUCGUCAGCAGGUGCGUGCGGCCAUCGGAGGCCCUGGCCCCGCAGCAAGCUGUCAGGGUUCCAUCCCCUUUAUCUCCCACUUCCCUAAAAAGCUCAGGAGAAAGUGCCUUGGUUUGUACUUUGAAGCAGACCAGCCAGCUUUCUGGCCUUCCCCCCAUACUGUGAAAAGAAGUGAUGAAACUGGAAUUUUUACAAAAGCUAGGGCGUACAGACUGUAAAAGCAGAGUUCUGCUUCUGGCUGCAAAGCAAAGUCAGUCUCAGCAGAUACAAAGCUUUCCUGGUCCCUUUCUCCUCUGACCGCUGACAUACCCUGGCUUUAUCUGACUAAGUUGGGCUUAGUGGGGAGAGGCCCCCCCAGCCGGUGAAUGGACAGGAGUGGGGCCCUGGCUUCCAGCUCCAAACCGAAGGGGACGGUCCCAGCCGUCACCCCCACCCAGGCUGUGUCAUGCCAGGGGCUUGCAGAUCUCUGUCCUUCAGCUGGGGGGCAGGCAGACCCCUCAAUUUAGAUUUUGGUGGCUUCAUAGCUCCCCAAUUGGAGGCAGAGCUGUAGAGACCAGGGCAUGCCCCAGCCCCAUGGCGUCCCCUUCCAGACCAUGGUGUGAGAACCAGCAAUGCCAGGCCCCCGGCUGUGGGGCCAUCCCCCAACUGUCCAGCCCUGGACAGCUGGGCCCACAGGCUGGGCUGAGAGCAGUGCUGCCUUCCCAGCCGUGGCAAAAAGCAUCAUCUGUGAUGAGUGUAUUUUGUUACUUUAAGGAGAAGCUGUUUCUUGACUGCAUGUCCCCCCUUUGUGUUUGGGUGUGUGCCAUCGACCAUCUGUGAGCGGCAGCUGUCACAGGGGCUGAUGGGAGCAGUACAGCUGACACGCCCGGCAGCAUUUUAUAGAUGUUGCUGCACAGGAGUAACCAGUCAAUGCCAAAUAAAUAGUGUAAGACAUGUACUUUUUAAAGAUUUAAUUUAUUUGAGUUCAGAUAUUUUUUGAGAUAUAAAACUUAGUUGUAUUUUUUAAAGCUAUUAUUCUUCUAGACAUUCUGUGGUUAAAAUGUAAUUGUGGUUAAAAAUGGUCAUCUAUGUUUUGCACUUCAACUUUAUGAAAAAAUAAAGUUUCUUUGGGAAGGCAACAUUGGGCUUUCUGAUUCCAGUGGGGAGCGGGGUCAUGGCCCUUCCACGUUCCCCACCAGCCCCCCACCCCACUGGGCAGCACCUGUGCGGACGUGUCUGGCUUAUUCUGAUACAAAGCACACGUCAGCGCAUUCUGAAGAAUCCCCCCCCUCAGAGCUGAUGAUCCUAAACCAGUGCUCCUUUUGGCAAGACACCGGGUAACCAAACAUUAAGAAUGGCAGCUUUUACGAGCCAUUAACUUGAGUGUUUCUUGUCUGCUGCAGCAAGUUUGGGAAGCCCAGACGCCACUGGAGAAGGGUGUUCCCUGCAUCCCUGUCCGGGGAGCUGAGGCUCCGUGGCUAGACAGUCUUCUAUUUUUCCAGAAUAAUUACAUCCGGCUGAGGAAGACAGGUUCAAACUUAAAUUCCUUAAUAACUAACAGUAAAUUACUAACAAUGGGCUUUAAACAAAUUUUGAUUUGAUCCAAUUUGUGAAGAAAAUACAGGAGGAAAGUUCAAAAAGUAACCCCUUCAGGGGGCACGGAAGUGAUGUGGCCCCUCUGGGGCCUUCUGCCUUGCAGGGUGCUGGGACCUCGGGCCAGCAAUUUCCUCGCCACCCCGCUGUCCUGGGUCUGGGGGCAGCCAAGCUCCUUUAGGGGUCGGGCAGGCCGGGCAGAGGGAAGACAGAAGCGAAGUUCUCCACCUCCUCCCUGAGAGCCCUGACAGCCCCUCUGUGCUUCUCAUCCUCUGUUAGCUUCUCCUUGAACUCCUUCAGGCUGGCCUUGACACCAAUUUCCUUCUGAAUCUGCAGCGUCAGUUCUAUGCCUGCACCAGCAAGACACGAAACGAGCCCACUGUCUGGCAGCUUAGGUGCGGCCACAGCCCUGGGAGCCGGGGCAGCCCUAGGCCUGCCGAGAGGGGAACUGGACUGAGCCCAAAGCACAGAGGGGUGAGUGUGGCACUGGAUGCCCCCUGUCCUGGGCAGAGAGCAGCAGGACAAGUUCACAGACGUCUCAGACAGGAUGUCCUGCUGACGUGAGUUCUGCCAUCUCUUGUCCCACCAGCCCGAGAGGGGAACGUCCCCACCCUGUGUACUCACAGCCAGAAGCUCCAUCCACCCACCAAAAGGCGGCCAACUUCCCAAACCAUAUCCUACCUCUGUGAAUGAAGUGGGCUACUUUUUGGAAGUCUUUUUCCAGAAGUCCACGGGAUGUCAGUGCUGGAGUCCCCAGUCUCAGACCGCUGGGCCGGAGAGCACUUUUGUCACCUUCAAAAUAAACAGGACUCUGUCCAUAACCCACGCAGGACCUCCUGCUGUGCGUUUGAACAGGGACACGGGGGCCAGGAGGAACGGACCCGGAGAUGCCGGCUGUGGGAACUCCGUGGCUUCUGCUUCAGUGUGCAGACAGGCAGGAAGCUGCCUUUGUCUGGGAACGUCUUGCUUCACUACACUAUGUUCUUGCACAUGGUCCAUUCCACUCCCAAGCCAGGCUUAUCUGUUGUCUACUUGCCUGUCGAUCUUGGUGUCAUAAAGGUCAAAACGUCCUGCCUCCCCUCCUGCCUCCCCAAACAGCCUUGAGUGCCAGCACGUCUCCCUGCCCUGAAAAUCGCAAUAAAAACUGAGAUGAGAGUUGCUGGGGAGAACACUCUUCCUUGAGUUGUUCUCACUCUCACCUCUCUUGACUUUCAUCUUCAGUAAUUCAUUGUGUCACUGUGGUUACUGCUGGACAGAAAACCACACCAGCUCAGUCUAAGGAGCUGCCUGAGAACUGAACUAAACACUAGAGAGGGACCCAAAGGCCCAACAGGGUGGGAAAGAGGGAGAAUCACGCUCUGACCACUUCAUUUUAGAAUCUGCAGAAUCAUCUUCUGUGACGUGGCCUUGCUCCUAACACGGGCUAAUCCCAGUCUCGGUUUGAGAUGAGCCACUUCCCUCCUCCACGUGACCGCCUGGCCUCCAAGCACUCGAGACCAGGCCAGUCCAUCUCUGCUCCCCGCUGGGUGAAGGCUGCAUCUGUGGGGACCCAUCCAGCAUGGCGCACCAUGCCCCCAGAUCAUGGGACAUCUGCCCCCAGCACCCGCUUCUUCACAGGGUGGAACUCGGCCCCGGAGAUGCACACAGGAGAUGGACUCAGCAGGCCAAGGGUUCUCACCUGGGCAGGUGUUUUUGUUGCAGGCGAUAGAACAGGCUUCUAGCACCUUCUCAGCCCUUCCACCAUCGGUUCCUUUGGAACGGAGAUCCACAAGGAUCAAAUGGUUGUCGGAACCACCUGGAAACCAAGUCAGAGCUGUAAAAACACAGAAAGCUGAUUCCAGGCCAAGGGAAGGAAUCACUUUCUCCCCAAGAAAUGAGGGCAGGGACAGCAGGAGGCUGCAGCAGAGGCCAAGAGAGUGAGCACUCCCCAACACACUCCAGAUUUUUAAUUGCUUGCUGGAGAAGAGACACCCCAGGACCUAGAAAUUUGGGAGAGGACAGAAUCCUUUCAGAACAGGUGAGCGGCACAAACAUUGAGGACUGACAGCUUGAUAUGCUGAGCCCUCUAUUACAGGACUUGCCCUUACGAAGCUCAUUACUGCAAAAGAGAGGCUAAACCUGCUUAUAAUUGUGCCCGAGAGU
Messenger RNA from Choloepus didactylus (southern two-toed sloth), 10205 nucleotides. RefSeq names its product SMCR8-C9orf72 complex subunit (gene SMCR8). The record is from RefSeq and is a predicted model, not a curated record. Gene Ontology annotation, cellular component: guanyl-nucleotide exchange factor complex. The coding region runs from base 493 to 3297 and encodes 934 amino acids. Lineage: Eukaryota; Metazoa; Chordata; Mammalia; Pilosa; Megalonychidae. The transcript has 2 exons. Gene Ontology annotation, molecular function: GTPase activator activity.